AUGAGUCCACUUCCCCCUGGAUACACCCUCCGUGAAGGCUACCCCUCCGUAGCCAGCUAUCUCCAUCUCCGCGCCGCGUCGGGUCUCAGUCCACGAAAUGAACCCCAAGCAGCCGCUUCAAUAGCGGGCAGCUGGUACGGAUGCUACAUCACCUACGCCGACAAAGACACUGCGGAUGAGGUGGCGAUUGGAAUGGGACGCAUCGUCGGCGACGGAGGAUGGUAUUUCCAUAUCGCCGACAUGGCGGUUUUACCCGACCACCAACGGAAGGGUCUCGGCGACGUGAUUUUGAAGAAUCUCUUGGAUAGAAUCCGAUCGGUUGCUCCUGGGGUGAAAGGCCUGAAAGAUGGACUGGUGGAUGCUGAUGAUGAGCGGUUUCUUCCGUAUGUGAACUUGAUGGCGGACGAGCCGGGUCGGAAGUUGUAUCUCCGCAAUGGGUUUGAUUAUUCGGCGCCAAGGUCGUUGGGGAUGGUGCUGAACUGGGAGGAUGUGCUGGGUGGGGAUGUUUAG
Molecule: messenger RNA, 510 nt
Organism: Aspergillus tanneri
Lineage: Eukaryota; Fungi; Ascomycota; Eurotiomycetes; Eurotiales; Aspergillaceae
Product: GNAT family N-acetyltransferase
Exons: 1
Coding region: 1-510 (169 amino acids)
Molecular function (GO): acyltransferase activity, transferring groups other than amino-acyl groups
Source: RefSeq, a predicted model, not a curated record